AUGCAUCAGCCGGGAAAGCGCAUGACCCCGGCCGAUGAAGAAGGACGAGCCAAGCACGACGUCCGUGACCCCUCGAACCCGAAGACAUUCCGAUCUGGACUGCAUGGGAAUUUCCGCAUUGGACUGUUGUUGCAUGUGUUGAAGGCCCAUAACUCUCGUCCAGGUCGAGUCUGUUACUUCGUCUACCCCUUCGCCGACUGCACGACGGAGACACUCGGGCGAAAACUUGAGAGGAUUGUGGCUCUGCUGGCUUCACAGCCCCGACUUUUAUGGGAUUUAAAGUGCGAUGGUGGCAAUCAAUGUGAGUUGGUUCGUGUUGGAGAUAAGGAUGGACCAUUAGCGACCCCUGCGACUGUCAACGCACGAUGUGUGAGCGCUACCUUUCGGUGUUCGGUGGAGCCAUUCCGUCUGCGCUCGUCAAAGGACUCGGAAUCCGUGAGUUUCAGAUGA
Marchantia polymorpha subsp. ruderalis is the source of this 450-nucleotide messenger RNA. Lineage: Eukaryota; Viridiplantae; Streptophyta; Marchantiopsida; Marchantiales; Marchantiaceae. The record is from the annotation of a GenBank genome assembly.